This is a messenger RNA of Aspergillus aculeatus ATCC 16872, 894 nucleotides long. RefSeq lists its product as uncharacterized. NCBI's taxonomy places the organism in Eukaryota, Fungi, Ascomycota, Eurotiomycetes, Eurotiales, Aspergillaceae. The record is from RefSeq and is a predicted model, not a curated record. The transcript is spliced from 3 exons. The coding region runs from base 1 to 894 and encodes 297 amino acids.
AUGUCUGAAAGCAACUUGGAACCAUUUGAUUUUUUGGCUAAAUCGCCAUCCUUGUCUUCUCUGGGCACUGCUUCGCAGGCCGGGUCGGAUACUGACGACAAACCCAAUAAAUCUAGAGACCGCUCAGACACCGAGUCCACGUACAGCAACGAAUGCGCGUCUAAUCGUGGGUAUGGCACGGAUGAUACGCUUGCCGUCACUCGGGUGUUGGAGCAGCAUGGUAUCCCUUGCUGUCUGGUGGGUGUAGCUGCCCUCGUUUUCUACGGCGCUGGCAGAGUUCGCGAGGAUUGGGAAAUCUGCGUUCCAACAGAGCUCGUGGACCAGGCAGCAGAGUUACUCCAAUCAGAACCAUACGCCACGCAGUAUCGCCGGGUCAAACCGUGGCCCUACUACCAUCCCUGCUCUCUAAUCCACACAUACCACCGGUUCAAAAGCAGCGGGAUCGAUCAUUACUUCUUCCUUGUUCCCUCGAUCGACAUGCAGCUUGACUGUGACCCUUCCAACUUCACACGCAGUCCCCGAGGGUUGCCGUAUCCCAAGCUGGAUGUCUUUAUCCAGAGCUGUUUAGACACCGGUGACAUGCUCCAGCUUUGCGAUGUGAUAGACGGUACCAACGUUUCCGAGGAAUGGGGCGAGAAUCACCUGAACCUUAAGGGUACAAACGAUGUAGAAUGGGCCAAAGAGAAGAAUAAGAGGGGGGAGGAGUUUGGCGGAAAGUGGGCUCAUUCUCUCUUUGCCUGGGAAGGACGGAAAGACAAACGGGAGAUGUGGCUGUCAUUGGUGCGCACUAAGGAAAGCAGGCUGGACUGGACGAAGCCCAAGGAUGUCUUGAUCACUCAAUAUCGUGUUAGAGGCUCGCCGGAACCCUGGACAGAGCUAUCGGACAUGUCUUGA